Ricinus communis (castor bean) is the source of this 1702-nucleotide messenger RNA. Its product is annotated as E3 ubiquitin-protein ligase SGR9, amyloplastic. Gene Ontology annotation, cellular component: cytoplasm. Gene Ontology annotation, biological process: protein ubiquitination. Bases 608 to 1435 code for a protein of 275 amino acids. The record is from RefSeq and is a predicted model, not a curated record. Gene Ontology annotation, molecular function: ubiquitin protein ligase activity. The transcript has a single exon. NCBI's taxonomy places the organism in Eukaryota, Viridiplantae, Streptophyta, Magnoliopsida, Malpighiales, Euphorbiaceae.
UCACAAUCCAUUGUUAGGAUAUAUGAUAACAAAUUUGCCAUUACCUCACAGCUUGUCCUAAUAGUUGGUUUGCGGGCAUUGGAGAAUGGACAAUUUUUGUCAUUUUGCCCAAACUCCAAAGUAAAUAACUGGAGACAAAAGCGGUGCAUGCAAUAGUGAAGGGUGACAAAAGGCCGUGGUAACUGGGAGGGGCAAAGCUAACUUGGGUGAGUUUACCAUUAUUAUUAUUAUCAUUAUAAUGAUGAAUAAUGGGAGGUGCAGGAGACAAGAGAAAGAAGCCACUGAUGGGGUUUUAUUUUUAUUUUAUUGUAUUUGUUUGGUUAAGGCAUGCACAGUAAUUAGAGAUAAUGAAAAGAAAGGUGUUUGAAGUGGACACAUACAUGUGAACAAUAAACCUAAAUUCCCCUGCUUCUCCCUCCAUAACUUCACUAUCCACGUUGCCAACCCAAUCCCCUAACGCAGGAUCCUGUCGCUUUCUUCCUUAACUGCUGUCUACAGCCCUACAAUAGAAGUGAGACUUUUGUCAUUACAACAGCAAAUCAUCAGUCGGUCAAAAACUGAAAUAAAAAGCCACACAUUCCCUCACACUCAGGCACAGGAUCCCAUAAUGGAAGAUGAAACAAUGAUCAUGGCUGCACUCUCUACCCUCACUCCUCCCCAACUUUCACACCUCACCCACUCCAUCCUUUCACAAACACUUCAUCAUCACCACUCCCUCUCCUCUCUUCUCUCCUCUCCCUCCUCCUUCUCCCUCACUCUCCACCACCUCCACUCUCUUUCACUCCCUCACAAAACCCUUCUCAUUGCUAAGCAUCUCCUCUCCUCCCUCCACCAACUCACACGUUUCUUCCCCUCACCAUCACAUCCCUCCGCCACCAUCAAGCACCGUGACCUUGACGCUGUAUUGCUCCUCCUUCUCCUCUGUGAUGUCCACCAACAUAAUCCUGAUUUACUUAGAACCCCGCGUGAUGAAUGGCGGGGAAUUUUGACCAAACGUUGCUCCGAUACCAUUUUAACGCACUCUGGUAUUGGGGUGCAUUAUGGUGGCGUCCUUUUACCUUAUGUUGAGAUGAUAACAAGGUGUUGGAAGUUCGUCGCUGCAAUGGGGGGUUGUGGAGAGAAGGAGGGGAGGGAGGUGGCAGCAGCACCAUCAGCCGUGGUGGCGCUGCCCACAGUGGAGGUGACAGGGGAUGUUACUGGGGAAUGUGCAAUAUGCAGGGAGGAGAUGAGAGAAGGGAGAGACGUGUGUGAGUUGCCAUGCCAACACUUGUUUCAUUGGAUGUGCAUUUUGCCGUGGCUAAAGAAGAGGAAUACCUGCCCGUGUUGCAGGUUUCAGCUUCCCACAGAAGAUGUGCUUGGGGAGAUCAAACGGCUAUGGAGUGUUCUCAUGAAGGCAGGGGGUGGGAGUGGGACCCUUACCCUGGCAGAAUCAUAGUGGCCUGUAUCCAAGACAAGAGGAGAAGGAGGAAGAAGAAGGGUGAGUAUGUAUGAUAUGAGGUAAACGUGUACCAUAGAGAACAAAUGGCGGUGAUGAAUAGAUUAGUUGAUGAUAGAGACACAUGUGGUUUGAGUUUAUAGAUUAGGAAUCUAAAUAAAUGAAUGAAUAGAGAUAUUUUUGGAAUUAUUGUUAGAAAGAUUUCAGGAACUGCAGUGUUAAUCUAUUAUAUAUAAAACUUUGUCAAUUAUUUCUUUGCUGCUCAAA